This is a messenger RNA of Closterium sp. NIES-65, 747 nucleotides long. NCBI's taxonomy places the organism in Eukaryota, Viridiplantae, Streptophyta, Zygnematophyceae, Desmidiales, Closteriaceae. The record is from the annotation of a GenBank genome assembly.
AUGCCAUCACUCUUUUUAAAGCUCGUAGUUUGUUUUCUCCUUUUCCUCUCCUCGUCCCUCCUGCUUUCCCCCUUCUCCUUUCCCCGACCCAUUUUAUCUUCCCCUUUCCUCCGUUGCCUUCCCUCUUUCCCCUUCCCUCCUUCCCCGGGUCUCCCUCGCCUCCCACCUGGCAGCCUCGUGGCAUCGCUGGAGCUCGACUCGCCGUUCGUCCGGCGCCCCAUCAUCUACCCACAUUCCACUGGCACCCCCCUCCCUCCCAUCCACUCCUUCGCUCUCCUCAUCACUGCCUCGAAACUAAACCCCCUCACUUGUUGCUCCUCCCUCACCUCCCUCACACUCUGGAACCCCCUUCCCUCCACCCUCUCCUCCCUCGCCUCCUCCUCCUCCUCCUCCUCCUCUGUCCGCGCCUCCCUCAAGUCCCUCACCCUGCACUCCCCAAGCUCCAGUCCUGCCUCGCACCCCUCGCGUCCUUCCCUCACCUCGCCUCUCUCGCCUUCCUCGCCUGCCUCCAUCGACCCUUUCGACCUGCACGCCCCCCCACGCCCCUCGCAGCGCUGGUUGAAGCCCCCGGCUCUCGCCUCUCUCGCCCUCCACGGCACCACCAACCACCUCUUCAGCGCCCCGCCCUUCCGCUCUCCUCCUCCUCCUCUCCUCGCCCCGCCUGCACACGCUCGAACCUCUCAGGGCUGCCGUCCUUCCGCCCUGGCAUGCUGGCCCCCUGCAGUGGCCUGCACUCCCUUGCGCUGA